UUGAAGGAAGUGUGUUCAACACAGUCGCGAUGGUGGCAAACCAACACCUGCCAGCCAUUCUCCGCGCGGCGAGGCCAUUCUUCGUCAUUGCUGGCCCGUGCGUGCUUGAGUCGGAGGCAGUCGUGCUGCAAAUUGCCAACAGGCUCAAGGCGAUUCGAGACGACCUCGGAAUCCCCGUGGUCUUCAAGGCCAGCUUCGACAAGGCGAAUCGUCAGGACCUCGCCAGCUAUCGUGGCCCGGGGCUUGAAAAGGGCUUGAGCCUCUUGCAGCAUGUGAAAGCACACACGGGACUACCGCUCCUGACCGACGUUCAUGAGACGUACCAAGUGGACGCUGUGGCACAAGUCGUCGACAUUAUUCAGAUUCCAGCGUACCUCUGCCGGCAGACAGACUUGCUCGUUGCCGCCGCGCGGACGGGUAAAUUGGUCAACAUCAAAAAAGGCCAAAUGACGUCGCCAGCCACCAUGCUCCUCGCCGCCAAAAAGGUGACGACGACCACUGGCCACGGCGAUGUCCUUCUCACGGACAGAGGCACGAUGUUUGGCUAUGGCGAUCUCGUCGCUGACCCGCGCAACAUUCCCCGGCUGCGGCAAAACGGCGGCUUAGUGGUCCAAGACGUCACCCACAGUGUGCAACGAACGGGCGGCAACACGAGCACGAGCACUGGGGACCGCGAAUUCAUCCCGACCAUUGCACGCAUGGCCGCGGCAGUUGGAGUGGACGGGCUCUUCAUGGAGACGCAUCCGGACCCGGCAAAAGGCCUGAGCGACGCCACAACCAUGUUGCCGCUGGACGAGCUCGAGCCAUUGCUCGAAGAACUCAUCGCGAUUGCAAACGCGUCGAAAGGUAAUCCAUCCAAGCAACGAUAGAUCCUCGUCCAGAUCAAGCCCACGCAUUGCCUUGAAUUCAAUCGUGCCGAAUCUUUACGUCC
Molecule: messenger RNA, 931 nt
Organism: Aphanomyces invadans
Lineage: Eukaryota; Oomycota; Saprolegniomycetes; Saprolegniales; Verrucalvaceae
Product: 3-deoxy-8-phosphooctulonate synthase
Exons: 8
Coding region: 30-869 (279 amino acids)
Biological process (GO): monosaccharide biosynthetic process
Cellular component (GO): cytoplasm; cytosol
Molecular function (GO): 3-deoxy-8-phosphooctulonate synthase activity
Source: RefSeq, a predicted model, not a curated record